GCGCGCGAGGAGGGGCGGGGCCCGCGGCGCGGCGGUGCCAUGUGUGCCGAGCGCUGCCCGGGCGCGGAGUCCGCCUCAGAGCGGGGGCAGCGGCUGCCGGGCAGCGCUGCGCUCUCCCGCCCGCAGGCCCCCGCCCCGGGCGGGGAGCGAGCCCGGGCCAUGUGCUCCGUGCGGGGCUUCCUCUACGGCUACUUCUGCCUCGCCAGCCGGGCGGCCACCCGCCGUGCCCUGCUGCUCUGCCAGAGGGCGGUGGGGACCUCCUCCGCUGUGCCCGGGCCGCCGCUGCUCGGCGGUACCCGCCGGUGCCUCCUCGCCCUCCGCGGGCUGAGUCCCGCCGCCCGCUGGGCGGCGGCAGGGCGUGGGGCGGCGGGGCCCAGGCCGUGCGCGCCGCGGCGGCGGGACAGCAGCGGACUGGGGGCGGCGGGUGGCGGAUUCCGGCCGUCGCGGGUGGCGGUGGUGGUGAAGACGACGCGGUACGAGUUCGAGCAGCAGCGGUACCGCUACGCCGGGCUCUCCGAGGAGGAUCUCAAGCAGCUGCUUGCCUUGAAGGGAUCUAACUAUGCUGGCCUGCUGGAGCGGCAUCGCAUUCAUACAAAAAACGUGGAGCACGUUGUAGAGAGUUUACGGAACGAGGGGAUAGAAGUUCGUCUUGUAAAACGUCGUGAAUAUAAUGAAGAAACAGUUCGGUGGGCAGAUGCUAUUAUAUCAGCAGGAGGUGAUGGUACAAUGUUGUUGGCAGCCAGUAAAGUCUUUGAUAAAUUUAAACCAGUUAUUGGAGUAAAUACUGAUCCUGAAAGAUCAGAGGGUCACUUGUGCUUGCCUGUAAGAUACACACAUUCGUUCCCUGAAGCGCUACAGAAGCUUUAUUGUGGUGAGUUCAGGUGGCAGUGGCGGCAAAGAAUCCGACUGUAUCUUGAAGGAACUGGUAUUAACCCAGCCCCUGUAGAUUUGCAUGAACAGCAGCUAAGCCAAGAGCAGCACAGCAGGGCUCACAUAAAUGAAAGGUUCCAGGAUCAAAGGUCUGACAUUUCUGGUCCACAUCUUUUACCAGUGAGAGCACUCAAUGAAGUCUUCAUUGGGGAAUCUCUUUCCUCCAGGUAUGCUGUGUGUUCUGUCUUAUUCAGGGAGAACUUUAAGUCCUGCAAACCCAGUUUUAAAUUCUCGCUUCAUAGGGCAUCCUAUUAUGAGAUAUCAGUUGAUGAUGGUCCUUGGGAAAAACAGAAGAGUUCAGGGCUUAAUGUGUGUACUGGAACAGGAUCAAAAGCAUGGUCCUAUAAUAUUAACAAGGUAGCACAUCAAGCUGUUGAAGAGAUCCUUAAGAUAGCUAAAAAGCAUGGAGGUUUGAAUAUGCCAUUGAACAUGGAACUAGUACAAAAAGUAACAAAUGAUUACAAUGAGUCCCUUCUCUACAGUCCAGAAGAACCAAAGAUGUUUUUCAGUAUUCGAGAACCUAUUGUAAACAGAGUUUUCUCAAGUACUCAGCAGCGUGGCUUCUCUUCAAAAGUGUGUGUCCGUUCCCGUUGUUGGGAUGCAUGUAUGGUUGUAGAUGGAGGAACAUCUUUUGAGUUCAAUGAUGGGGCGAUAGCAUCAAUAAUGAUUGAUACGGAGGAUGCACUGUGCACUGUUGUGCUGGAAGAAUGAAGGAGCCUAGUGUUUUCUGCUGAAACAAUUCUGGAUCCAGAAAGGGAACUCCUGGGGAUAGACAGCACAUCACAAUGCUGCAUUAAGUUGGAAGUUGGCCUUUUUGGAUGCAAGAGCAUUUGGAGGAAGCUUUUCAUUCCUUUGGGUUGGGGAUAUCUUAGCCUGAUAUUUAAGCUCUUUUUGCAUCUGGUGUAAAAGAAAUAUAUCGGAAGUCUUACCUCUAACUUCAGUGAAAAUGGACAUUUUAACCUGUAAGGCAAACAUGAGAAAAAGCUCUUUUUAAACACAGGUAGAUAGGUUAGGUAUCAAGGCAGUAGCAUUAAAUACUGAGAUGUACAGUUUUUUAGUAACAGUCUGGGACUGAUGUAACUAAACACCUUCAUACAUAAAACUUUUGUAGAGAAGUUGACUGUCAAUCUGGUGAUCUGAUGCAAGAAUAUAUAGAUUUUGGUAAAUUCUGAUGUUGAUGUAAUAGAAAUGGAAAUACAAACCUUUUGUAUGCUUUUCAAAAAUUUUACAACUUUGUAGUUUCAUACGACUUCUGACAAUUUUUUUUUUCCUUUUCCAGUAUUUUUUCUACUUUGUAGAUGUUCAUGAAAAGUCUGGUUUAAUCAUAUCUUGAAUGAGGUGGCUCUUACCUUUUCCCUUUGGCUAGAAAGGGACUUGAAACCCAAGGGUGUUCUUGAACCCUUUAACAGGAAUAUACAAAGUGUAGGACACACGUUGAAGUAAGAUAUAUUCGUUCACUGAAUGAGUUAGCUAGCUAGCAAUGUUCAGUCACAAUAGUGUAUGUAGGUGGCUGUCAUUAAGGAAAAUAUUUGGCCUUAUUAAGUUGAAUGGUUUGGAAUUUUAGGUUCCGAGUUUCUUUGUAAUUGAAGAAUGCAGUGUGCUGGUAGUUGGAGCACAAGUUAGUACCUGUAUGUCUCCCAGUUUUCCAAGUAUGAGUCUUUAACUUCCCCACAAAGUUUAAAUUUCCAAUCUUAUGUGGAAUUCUACUGAUACCUAGUUGGCAACAAAUUAAUUUCAAUUUUACAUGCCCGUAAUCAUGUGUUAGGUAAGCAAGUUGAUAGUAGAAAAAAAGGCUCUUAGAGAAGAGGAAGGGACUUUUCAGAUAGGUUUUUUUAGAGAAGCUGUGAACUAUGACUGCCUUUCACAGUCUGUGCUGAUAAUUACAUAGAUGAGAGGGCAGAAUUUGACAAAAUGAAGAUUCCUGCAGCAGGAACACUUCUGCUACAUGACUUGAAACAAAUGUGUUUUGUUCUGUCUACAGAUUAUUUCCAAAAGUGAGUUUUCUUCCCACUACUUUUGAAUGGAGAGACUUCUUCAACAGAUGUUCUCAGGUCUAAUGGAAACAUUUUCUGGUGUGGCCAAUCAGUGUAUUUAUUGCCAAUCAAAAAAUGUAAACUGAUCUUUAUAGAUGGAAGAAGUGGAUAAAGCAUUUUUCCUUCUGCUACUGAAGUGUUUGUACUCACUAUAAACCAGAACUUAGACGAAACAGAUUUGACCAGACCAUUCAAUUCUAGGAAAAUGUGAUACGGAUGGAGCUCUUUGAAUAAGCUGUCACUGUUUGUGUACAUUUCACCUUUUAAGUGUGCUGUAGAUUGUUAUUUACACUGUCUGCUUGAGUUAUCAGGAUUGCAGACAAGGGGAUAAUCAAAGUAACCAAAUACUCUUUCAAAACUAUGUAUGUUAAGGAACUAUCACAAUACAGCUCUUAGUGUCUAAAAUAAUCUGCAAAAUUGGUAUAAAGGUAGAGAUGCAAAAGAGUGAUCUUUCUUUAGAAAGUUGGAUGCACAAAGACCAAGGUGUUUAAACUAUUCCUAAUCCAUCUAUAACCACUUAAGGAUGGUUUAUGUGCCUCUGUCUAGUACACUAGUCAAGAUGCUGUUAAGAUUAAAAGAAACCCACCCAACCAACCAAUGCCAGUAACACUAAUUUAUGACUUCCUAUGACUUUACCACUGUGUUAGAUCAGCGGUUUCGGUAUUGAAAGUGUCCUUGAAAACCUGCAUAGACAAAUUCACAACAGAAACCCUGUCCCCUACUUGGAGACAUUUGUGUGCUGUCAUGCUUUCACAGAGACCUAUGAGUCUGAUCAGGGUACAUACCUCUUAAAGAUGCCUGUCAUUCCUUGUUACAAACAUUGAGACUAAAAGACAGUGUUUUCAGGCCCUACAGAGCCAACGUAUGAUCUGCUUUAGGGCUUAGUAAGAGAUUUCACAGUCAAAUUCCUAACUUGCUUAGCAAAAUGUAAACUUGAUCUACUCAUGAGUGGCCUCUACUGGUUUUGUCUGUAUUAAAUUGCACUUCUGUUGAAGCAUUUACUAGUGAAUGCUUGGUUUAAAUAACUAGGAUGAUUCAGAGAUCUGUAACAGAUGAGCAGUAAGCAGCUAGUAAGAAUUGUAGGAUCCUUUAUCACAAGGGAUUGCAGUACCGAGAACUUACCUGGUAGACAGUAUUCCACGACAGGGCUGCUUUUCUGGUUUAACACUGAUUUAGUCUGCCUGAACAGUGAACUCUGCACCUCUUAUAUAAGCUGAAUCAAUCCAUAGUAUUUUCGUUAACUGCCAGUCCACACUGUGUUCUGCUAAACUUGACCUGUCAUUCUUGGCUUUUUUUUAAAAAGUGGUGUUUAUACAUUAUGUAAUAAAAAUUAAAAACUUAAUAGAUA
Columba livia (rock pigeon) is the source of this 4311-nucleotide messenger RNA. It is a transcript of the gene NADK2, whose product is annotated as NAD kinase 2, mitochondrial. The transcript is spliced from 12 exons. Gene Ontology annotation, molecular function: NAD+ kinase activity. The record is from RefSeq and is a predicted model, not a curated record. Lineage: Eukaryota; Metazoa; Chordata; Aves; Columbiformes; Columbidae. Bases 40 to 1641 code for a protein of 533 amino acids. Gene Ontology annotation, cellular component: mitochondrion. Gene Ontology annotation, biological process: NADP+ biosynthetic process; NAD+ metabolic process.